GAUCAAAACUCACUGGCCUUCACUCUCCCAUCGUCUCUGCUGAAAAACCCUACCUGGGCUUAUGCCUCGAGCUCCAUCUCCAUCUCCUACAAUGUCUAUAUUCUGUCGGCUUCGCCAAGCCUGCCCCAAACGUCAUUAUUCCACAAUCCUAUCUCAGGACUCAUCCAAGCCUCUCUCCUCUAUCGAGAAAUCCAGAGCCGCCCUCAAUCUUCUCAAGGCCGAGAAGAACCCAGAACGCAUCCUCGAGAUUUGCCGCGCUGCUUCACUCACUCCCGUGACUCACAUCGAUCGAGUUGCUUUCUCUGUCGCCAUUUCCAAACUCUCCAAGUUUAAUCACUUCGAGGGAAUUCGUCAAUUCCUCGAGGAGUUGAAGACACGACCUGACCUGAGGAAUGAGCGUUAUGUAUCGCACGCGAUUCUGUAUGGCCAAGCUGACAUGCUUGACCAUGCCAUUCGGAGUUUCAAGGAAAUGGAUGAAUUGGGCAUUCGUCGGUCGGUUAGAUCGCUCAAUGCUCUUCUCUUCGCUUGUAUUCUGGCCAAGGACUAUGAGGAGGUGAGCCGAAUUUAUCUUCAGUUCCCUAAGAUGUAUGAAAUAAAGCCGAACCUUGAUACCUAUAAUACAGUAAUCAAGGCUUUCUGCGAGUCGGGUUCGUCUAGUUCUGUGUAUUCCAUAUUAGCUGAGAUGGAUAGGAAGUCUGUCGGGCCAAAUGCGACUACUUUCACUACAUGGAUUGCGGGGUUUUACAAGGAGGAAAAGUUUGAUGAGGUCGGGAAGGUGUUGGACUUGAUGAAGAAGCAUGGUAUUAAAACGGGUCUAAGCACCUACAAUAUUAGGAUUCAGAGUCUGUGUAAAUUGAAGAGAUCGGCGGAGGCAAAAGCUUUGCUUGAUGGAAUGAUAUCCAUGGGAAAAAAGCCGAAUUCUGUUACUUACUCUCAUUUGAUUCAUGGACUAUGUAGAGACGGCCACUUUGACGAAGCCAAGAAAUUGUUUGUGGACAUGAAAAGGAGAGGUUUCAAGCCGGAUAGCAACUGUUAUUUUACUCUGGUUUACUUCUUGUGCCAAUGUGGAGAUUUUGAGACUGCUUUACUGAUUGCCAAAGAAAGCAUGGGAAAGGAUUGGAUUCCUACGUUUUCGACAAUGAAAAAACUCGUGGAUGGGCUGGUCAGCAUUUCGAAGGUUGAUAAAGCUAAAGAUCUUAUCAAGCAAAUCAAGGAGAAAUUUACGGAAAACAGUGAUAAAUGGAAUGAAAUUGAAGCUGGAUUGCCUCAAUAACGGACACCGGUGAUUCGUAAAAAUAUUCUGUUGAUCAGGCAGAAUCCUGAAAGAUUAUUUAUCAGAGGGAAGUUGGCCAAAAUGACCUUAUGUUUGCGGUCAAGGGUAAGUUGUUUCGGUCAUUUAAUCUGCCCAAUAUUAUGAAUCAAUUCUUCAUCUUGUGAAAGAUUUACAUCCGGAUCGGACGGCUGAAGAACGACUGGCCCCAUCAUGUAGUUUUAUUUUUCUCUGACUUAGCUUGUUGCUAAAAGUCCAUGUUAAAUGAUACUCUGCCAAUUCAGUUUUGUAUACUUUUCUUUGUUGAUGAUAGGUAAUUUUCUUAUUCGGGUAAUAAACGUGGAUGGUUCUCUGAGUUUCUGUGACCUCCAUAAAUUGAUCUCUAAGUUAUGGUUUUAGUUUCU
Prosopis cineraria is the source of this 1674-nucleotide messenger RNA. Its product is annotated as pentatricopeptide repeat-containing protein At1g61870, mitochondrial-like. NCBI's taxonomy places the organism in Eukaryota, Viridiplantae, Streptophyta, Magnoliopsida, Fabales, Fabaceae. Gene Ontology annotation, molecular function: protein binding. The record is from RefSeq and is a predicted model, not a curated record. Gene Ontology annotation, cellular component: chloroplast.